GUUGACGAGUUAACUCGUCCUUUCGGAGCAGCGUGUUAACCGUGCUUCCGGGUUUGGAAUUCUGGGAUUAUUGUUCCUAGCAGGGGCGAAGAUGAUAUGUAAUUAAAUCAAGAUUAAAGGAAUGGUUUUGUUUUGUGGGAUUUAAGCAUUAGUGUUUGCGUACCUAGCCAGGAUCAAAGGACAUUGAGAAAGUCAUGACACGCCGCGAUGAUUUCAAAAAUGCCCGCUCCUUGCUUUGCAGCUGCAUACUCUUGCGACACACGAAUACUCGUGGCAGUAAAUUAUUCUUUUCUGACCUAUGGAAAUUAAAUAUAAAAUCAAUGUUUACAGAAUAAUGUUUAUAUAUGUUGCGGUUAGAAUUUGCGGAUAAAACUUUGGUUAUAAAUCGUAGAGGAAUUCAUUGGUUUGAAUUUUUGAAAUUUUCUUACCCAUUUGCGAUAAUAAUGUAUUAUUCUGUAGUCUGAAAGUAUAUUAAUGUAUGUAAAUAUUAUGUUUUGAUGUUGAUUUACAUUUUUUUUUAAUAAAUCAGCAGAUUCCACACGGUACGUCGUUCUUGAGAAGAGUGGGACAGUUGGUCAUGCACGUGCGAUGAGAAUGGAGUGCGUAACCUGACGUAUCCCUUGUGUACUGAAAUUUCGGAGUGAAUUAUUAAAAAUGUUUAACGAGAUAUAACGUUGUACCGUACUAUUGGCAUUUGUGUAUUUCAAUAAAGUUCGAUCUAUUUCUAUAAAGUUUAUAGGCAAUGUAUGCGUUAAGGUUAAGUGCGAUGUGCUGUGUUAAAAGUUUGUAAUAGUAAUUUAGGAAAAGUAUUGUACCGAAAAUAUAUUCUUGAAUACAAAAGCAAUCUGUUGCUGAUAGCCUGACACACCUGUCUAUUAUUAACACUUGCAAAUAACAAUUUUCAAUUAUGGCCUCUGAUAAAUCUGUCAACUCGAACCACACAGAUCUGACUAACGUGAAAAUAAAAGUAGAACCGGGAACAUCGAUGCCGGUUCCUAUAAGAAGCAUUAAAACCGAGCCUGGUUUAUCGACGGCUACUACUAGACUAACUUCGUUUCGUUUGCCAAGAGAUCUAACAUUAGGAGGCAACAUUAAAACUGAGAGACCUAAGAAAGUGUACACACCAAAUUUAAAUGCUCAGAGAACAAAAAAGAAAGAGGAUGCAACACCGGCUGAUUCUGUAAAACCAGGUAGAGGUAGAGACAAUCGGGGACGUGGUAGAGGUGAAAGAGGCAGAAACGACAGAGGACGUGGAAGAGCAAGCAAUCUAAUACAGUCCAGUGGUAUAUGGUCUACUGGAAUAAAUAGUACCCCAGGGAAACGUAGUAGCAGUGGCGGUGGUGGUGGUGGUUAUGGAGAUAGUGAUAGAAGUACACAGAAUACCUUAGAAAGACCAAAAUUAGAUUUAAAUCGCAGUGUUAAUAAAGCUGAGGAAGAAGAAAAAUUGAAAUUAUUGUUGAGAGAUGAUUUUAUCGAUGAUGGAGAACCUGUAGAUCUUGAUAAUGGACCUGUUAUGCUACCUAUGGUCAAAGCCAAACUGAAGAAUGAAGAAACUAAACAGGAAUUAGAAGUAGAAGAAGAAGAAAUAAAUGAGAAGCCAAUUAUAUUAGAGAAUGGAGAGGUAUUACCACCUAAAACAGAAGUUAAAGUGCCUAAAUCAAAAAUAGAACUGAAGGACGAGUUUGAUAGCAUUCCAGAAAUGAUUGAAAAUAAGUCUAAUUCGUAUAUACUAAUUCAGUUUCCAGAUUGUUUACCUGGUUUCGUGGGUAGCGCGGAAGACACUAGAACAACUCGUCCAAACGUCACAAGUCAGGAAAAGCGAACCACGAGUACUUCAGAAACAGAAUUCUGCACUUUGAAUACUUUGAAACCUGGUAUUCUAGGAAAAUUGCAGAUUUUAAAGUCUGGUAAAACGCGAUUAGUGUUAGGAGAAAAUAAUUUGAUCGUGGAUGUAGGAUCGCAUCUUAGCUUUCGACAGGAUCUGAUUGCUGCGAAAUUAGAUACUGAACAAUUAAAUGGUGAUCUAAUUAAUCUUGGACCAGUUAGUAAUACGCUUAUAUGUUCCCCCGAUUGGGAAUCUAUGUUGGCCAAAUUGUAAAUAUAUUUAUACUGUGCAUACAAUUUUAUACAGUAUUUAAAAUUCAAAACUCCUGGAAACAAAAUAUGUUG
This is a messenger RNA of Nomia melanderi (Alkali bee), 2169 nucleotides long. It is a transcript of the gene RpIIIC53, whose product is annotated as RNA polymerase III subunit C53. Gene Ontology annotation, biological process: tRNA transcription by RNA polymerase III. Lineage: Eukaryota; Metazoa; Arthropoda; Insecta; Hymenoptera; Halictidae. Gene Ontology annotation, molecular function: DNA binding. The record is from RefSeq and is a predicted model, not a curated record. Gene Ontology annotation, cellular component: RNA polymerase III complex.